Molecule: messenger RNA, 429 nt
Organism: Boeremia exigua
Lineage: Eukaryota; Fungi; Ascomycota; Dothideomycetes; Pleosporales; Didymellaceae
Exons: 1
Coding region: 1-429 (142 amino acids)
Source: RefSeq, a predicted model, not a curated record
AUGCCUCGAAGUUCACAGCCAUCCCCAAUAGACAGUGAUGAUGAGAACACGCCGCUACAUCUCGAGGACAAGAACGAAGAGUCCAUCCCGUUGCGUCCCAUGGGCAAGGACGAUCACGAGGGUCUCGCUCCAUCGGGGUUGGACGCCGUUGAGCAAAAUGUCGCGCUCACCAAGCAAGAGAGAGCCAUUCUGGACCGUCAACUCAACGGCCUUCCAUCUACCCGCAGCCACCAGAAGUUCUCGCUGUGGCCGUAUGCCACUAAACGGGACAAAAUGGCCAUUGUGUUGAGCUCAAUAGCUGGUCUCGUUGCGGGAGCUGCCAACCCGUUCAUAUCUGUCCGUCCACUCCUCUCUCAACCGUCCCGUUCCCAAAAGACGAGUAGCAGAACGACUGACCUUUCACUCGAUAGCUACUUUUUGGUGAACUGA